Messenger RNA from Bolinopsis microptera, 4410 nucleotides. RefSeq lists its product as uncharacterized. The record is from RefSeq and is a predicted model, not a curated record. The transcript is spliced from 13 exons. The coding region runs from base 75 to 1853 and encodes 592 amino acids. NCBI's taxonomy places the organism in Eukaryota, Metazoa, Ctenophora, Tentaculata, Lobata, Bolinopsidae.
AUGAGAAGACUAUGUUAUAGCCUGGAGAGAAACAAGGAGGACUACAGAUCCCAUAACAACAAGGUGCAGAUCUCAUGACUUCAGUUCCUCUACCCUCACACCUCAAUGGAACUACAGCAAAGCGAGAGUCGGCCCUCCAAAAGUACACAUACAGCGGCGACUCCUGUGAGACAAGACUACCCAGAUACCAUGCUACCUCCACCAAGAUGAACGUCUUCCAGUCCAUCUCCUCCUUCCUCCGCAAGAAUAAGAAGGUUCCAGAGCGAGCUGAACCUCUACAAGCUAAGAGACCGGCGGAGAGAAAGGGAUCUUCCGUUGCUGAGUCUGAUGAUGCUGAUAACAGUGAUAAGAGGGUAGAAGAAGAAUCCUAUGAAGGAAGCGAGCUGAGUGAUGAUAACAAAGAUGACAUCGCUUUUGUCCGGUCGACGUUUAGACAGAGUGUAAAGAGAGCAAUAGGAUGGAGGAAGAGUCAGAGAAAAGCAGUAAACAAACGAAAAAAGGAAAAUAUCCACAACUCAAAGUUGCUGACAGGUGGAACUAAAGAUGAAGACGAGUUUUACGACGACACUGAGUUGGAUGUCGUAGUGAUAACUGAAGCAGACGGAAUACCCGACGACCCCCAAAUUAAGCGACUUCCUGUCCCUUCCUCCUCAAAAGGCAGCAAGAUACCAAAACGUAGGAACUCUACCAAACGACCUGCCGUCUCCCUCAAAUCCUCCGGUUUCUUCUCCCAAUCUGUGGCGCGACCCAGAAAACGGCCAGAUUCCAUCUCGUUGAGACCAGAUCCAUGGGCCCACGCUGAAACUACAUUCACAAGGUCCCGACACACUGCAAAGAGCACCAGGACCUGUUCGUUGUCAAUGAAUCAGAAUAGACCUCCUCCAGUGCAAAGGAACCAUACUCGGCACCCAACCUGGGACGGAGGACAAACCCGCAACAGGAACACAACAAGCCGCAGUAGUACCAGAUCUUUAUCUGCAGUUAGAGGAAGGAACAUGAACCUGUCACGGAGCUCACUGGCUGGUAGUCAGAUACCCCGGUAUUUGGGCUCCACUAGUUCUGUCUCCUCCCCCGGUACCACCUCCCCCGACUAUAUGUUCCCGGGUCACAACAUGAACCUGGCUGAUCUGGAUUUUAGUGACUCUGACACGGAGAACUGCAGAGUUCCGCCCUGGAGAAAUAAUGAGAUUCUCCACGCUUACUCUAGGAGCACGGCUGAGACUCGGCCCUCCUCUCGAGCUACUUCCUCAUCAUGGUCCUCUAAUCGUACCCGGUCCUCAUCAACUACUGGGAGCCGCUACCAGUCUCGUAACUCAUCCUGGAGCGGACGUCAGUGUCAAAACUCUAAGAGCACCAGUAACAUCAGAUCCACAUUAACUCCCUCCCGGACAGACAUGACGGGAUCUCAAUCUCGGAUACCCCGGUACCUUGGCUCCACAACCUCCAUGUCCUCUAUCAGUCCCAUGUCUACUGAGUACCACGUCCCUGGUUUACACUUCAACUAUGCUGAUCUGGACUUUAGUGACUCUGACGGCUCUGAGAAGACUAGAUGCGAUUCUACGUCAAAGAGAAGCGAAGGGGGUAAGACCGUGACAGCGCGGACCAACAAGGCUAGUGAGCUGAGAGAAGUUGCCAUAAAGAAAAAACUUGAGAGCACCCCCGGUCAAUCCACAACUCCAGAGGAACCUGUAGAAAUGGUACCGGCUGCUCCUGCGCCGACUGCUAGAAGAAAACCUCGCGCCUCAUUCCGAACUAAGAAGGGUAUCUCCCGCAGACCUGUACACAAGAAGGAUAUAAAACCUGCGGAGAAUAAAGCAAGUCAGCUCCGAGCCAAGAAGAACAAGAGGAAUUAGAGGAUGAACAAAGACAGAGAUCAGAAUCUAUUUCCAAACAGGCUGAGUCCAGAGAGCCGGAUGCCAGGCGAUCUGACCGGUUUUCUUCUGUUGCGAUCAAAACGCCGGCUCCCGGUACUGAAAAUAAGGACCCUCUAACAUAUACCCAGAACUAUCGUAACGAAUCAGUCUCUAGAAUCAGAACUAACUCCGAGUCUAACAGACUCAGAACAUCAACCUCUGAUACGCCCACUACCAAUAUACCUGGGCGUGUCACAAAAAGUUCACCUCAGAAGCCGAUAAGAAGCAAAAUACCGUCCACCAGUUCCACAAGCUCCAACAUACCGCCUCCUUCUCCCCGCCAUUUGCCAACUCCUCCCACAUUACCUCUUUCAAAAUCCUCUGAAGACUUUCAGGCCCGCAAAUAUUCUGGUCGGUCAGAGAAAACAUCUUCCAGCAUACCCAAACCUAAACUUGGCUCCCCUCACGACCCCACUAAAGAACUUGUUUUCAUACCUCUGGAUAGUGUGUCGUUACCAUUACCGACAAAUAAUAAGAUUGAUGACAUGAAACGGAAACGAAAGAUUCAGCGACCAAGUGGGGUCAGUAAUAUAUUCCAUGGUGGAGCUGGUGAUUUACCGUCCAGCAACAUUCGCAGACAACUUUCCAACGAUGACUCGGACACCACUUUUACUGUCCAUGUCAAUAAAACUCCAACAAAAUCUGUUCCAACAACGCCAAAAAAAACUUAUGUUUCAAAAACUCCUGCAUCCAGUUCAGUUCCAAAUUCAAGCUCCAUCCCCAGUAACUUAUCAUCACGGUUAAAUUCGUCAGGGUGCAUUAAAGAUCGGGCAAAACCGAAACAGGUGCAAAACCUCAGUAAAUUUACGAGAAAAAACAGUAUCGAAUCUGCUCGGAGAUCAAAAAAAGGAAUUCCGGCAAUUUCUAGACUCUCAGAAUCAAACUCAUUUCACUCAGAAAGUUCAGAUCCCGAUAACUCAACAAGCUAUGAUUCUUGUCGGUCUGCGGAUGACGAUGAGUAUCUCAUUUCUUUGCCAGGAUCCCCGCAACUCUGUGAAUCUCCGAGGUUACCCGUCCCUAGAACACCCGCCCCAAAAACUCCUGUUUUAAUAUCGACAGACGAUUUGGAGAUUCAAAAGCAGAAGUUGCGAACUCCGACUAAGAGAUCAGGUUCAAUUAGCGUGAAGCAAGUUAGAAUCCGCAAAAGUUGGAUCCGUCCGAACACUGACAAUGAGAUAUUGGAUCCCGAAAUUGAGAAAGUCAAAGUUGCUUUAAGCGAAGAAGUUCUUAUCAUAGAGGAUCUUAUAAGCGGACACCAGGAUAUUAUCCAGAAGCUAUCAUCUCGUACACUGGUUCUUAAGAACGUGACAUCAGCUCUGAGGCGAAGUGACAUGGAGAGAGCAGCGAGAAUGACAGUUUCACUGUGCUUCCCCCGCUCACACCCUGAUGAGGAGUUUAAAUCUAUGAGGCGAGCCUGUGUGUGUACUUCUGAUGACUUGGCACUAUUCCAAAACUGCCUGACUCUCUUACUGGUUGAUAGGGAGAAACUGACAUUACCAGUGGUGGCAAUUCUCAUUAGUAAAGUGAGGUUUACGUUUGAGGUUCUCGGAUCUGAGGUUUUGAGAGGGAACAUUGGAGAAGCUCUCAAGCUUAUCACGGGAAACUUCGGGACUAAGAUCGCUCACAGGGAUUCUACUCCAGGUAUUAACUAUCGUCUCCAAGAGAACGCAGAAGACUGUCACCAGGAAUUGUUAUUGGUGAAAAAGCACGUCCACAAACUCACUGCAGUGGACUACUCACCUGAGCUGCUUGCUCUUAAGAAAACUCUCGAACUUUUUGAUUUGUGAUUGGAAAUAAUUGUAAUUCUUGUUUUAUAAAAAUUGUGUCAGUGACAUAUGAUUUAUCUGUUGAAUGGGUUUUCUUACUGAGUAGAUAUACUUUUCUAUUUAAAUUUUAAGAUCGUAAAAUUAAGCCUGAUUUUAGAAUAAGGACAAUUUUACUAUCCCAUUUUGUCUGGUGAUAUUGAUUUUUUAUUGUUACACUGUACUAUUGAAACUUUCAUGUUGAAACAUUGAAAGCUUCAAAUUUGUCUGAUAAUACUUGUAGAAAUAUUUCGAAUAAUUUGUAAACUAGUAAAUAAGAUAUUGUGCAACGUUUGUUGGUGGUGUGGUCAUAUUUUCAUAAUUAUGCAUGAAAUGGUUGUUUAUCUUUCCAUAGAUUAUUGUUACUGCUUCAGUUCCAUUUAUCUCACAUUGUUAUUAAUAUUUAGACUCAUUUAAUUUUCUUUUGUGCGCGUUUGUUGGAUCAAUAAUAAGCUUAAGAGCCCGAAUUCCUUCAGCGUUCCUUCGUUGCUACGUUAGACCCGAUUGAUAAGAUUAUAUGUAUGACAGUUAUUGUCGAUAAUGAUUCACGACAUACAUAUUAUGAUAUGUUUGGGUUACUGUUAAGUCCCGUUGUAAGGACGUAAUUGUUUCAUUUUAUAUGCGACCCGGAUCAUUUUCUUACGAAAUUUUGAAUGAAUUGUAAGUUAACAUAUUGCUUUAUUACCAAAAUCAAA